Molecule: messenger RNA, 15829 nt
Organism: Chlamydomonas reinhardtii
Lineage: Eukaryota; Viridiplantae; Chlorophyta; Chlorophyceae; Chlamydomonadales; Chlamydomonadaceae
Exons: 27
Coding region: 556-15594 (5012 amino acids)
Biological process (GO): double-strand break repair via homologous recombination; protein deubiquitination
Molecular function (GO): ubiquitin binding
Source: RefSeq, a predicted model, not a curated record
GAAACGGGCUGAUUCUUCUCCGGAGUAAACUUCAAUAGCUGUACCGGUUUGCCUUGUCCUCUGGACACACCGGCUUGGAGGCACGCUGAACGAUGGAAAAGACAACUUGCCCGCCAGCCGAAACUUGCAGCGCGAUGCCGUUUUGGACCAAGCGCUGUAUGAACCCUUCUAAAUGGUGGCCAGAUUCAAUUAGAGCGAGGAUAACAGCUUGCCGGUGGCCUGGAAAUGCCCUUGAGUUACGCUCGGACUGUCGUGCCGCUGUCAUCGCGCCGUGCAGACAGACCCGUCACCGCUCAGCAGCACACUUCCGCACAUACUAUCUGACCCUUUGCCUUACUAGAACAUGACGUCAUCUAAUAGGCGUCCUCGGACAGACCGAUAAGUGUCUCACACCUGCUGACACUAGAGGCGGAUAGUGCGCGAGGACAGCCAUAUGCAAUGUGUGUUACUGCUCGUUCUAUGUGCAAUGUCAUUCUUCCACACAGCGCGCGUCAAAAGGGGCCGUUUUGUUUUGAGCAGCAGGCUUCUCAGACCCCAUAAUGCCCGUUGUUUUUAAUGCCCGCUAGCCCUCCGUUCCUACAAAGGGCUCUUCAAGGGAUAUGGAUACUGCUGCUGCUUUCCGAAGGGCUUGGUGGGGCGCCUAGUCCGGCAGCCGCCACAGCCUCCCAUGACUGCGGGCUGCUACACAGCUUGCCGCAUGGCGCAGGCCCCGGCAGCGUCCCCACGCACUCCUGCCGGGUGCUGCUCAUUGCUGCCAGCUCCAGCAAGGCCCCUGACGCCGGGGCUGCGGCAGCCAGUGGCGGCGGCAGGGCCGGCGGAGCAGACACAGCUGUAGCCCCCGCUGACAGCAGCUUCUCCCUGAACCAGCUCGUAGUGGAAUGCUGGGCUGGCGAUGAAGCACCGGCUUCAUUCAGCUCGGCGGCUGCAGUCGGCGGGGCGAACGCCUCCAAAGCGGUUUCAGCCGGGCACUCGCCGCCGGCGCCCGUCGGGGCUGACGCUCAGCCGCCCGUGCUGCGUGUCCGCCUUGGCCGCACUCUGGCAGCGCUUGUGAAUGCGUCAUUGGGCGGUGGAGCCAGCAUUCAUAGCAGUAGCAGUGGCGUAGACAGCACUGACGGCGCAGGGAGCAGCGGCACAGGGCUGGUGGUACGGCUGUCGGGUGUCGCAUGGGACGUGGCGGAUGCUCGCCCCGGGCUGUCGGCCGUGUUGGCCACCGACGGCUCCACAUUAGACCCCGACGCGGCGUCUUCGGAAGCGGGUUCAGGCAACCAGGGAGCAGAGGACUGGGGCCUGGACCUGUUGCCGCUAGACACGCCCGCGCCGCCACCCGACGCCGGCGACAACGGCGGCGACACGAGUAGCAGUGGCGGUGGCGUGCCCCACCUCCGCCUGGUGGACAGUGCUGUGGCGGGGGUGCCGCUGAGCUCUGUGGCGCCCCUGCUGCAGUGCCUGGGCUGCGCGCGCCGACUCAGCGUCAGCAACCUCACACUCGUGGCGCUGGAGCCGCCGCUUGGUGGGGGCAGCAGCAGCAGCAGCAGCGGCGACGGCGGUGCGGCGGUUGUUGAUGUCGGCUCGCCGCCUGGCAUCGAUAGCGGUACGCCGCCUUCGGGUGGGAUCGGCGGGGACGGCAGCACCUCAGCAGUGGUCGCGUACUAUGGUGCGGCCCGGUUUGCGGGCGCUGGCGGCGUGCAGGGGCUGCAGAGCGCGUUGCUGGAGGGCGUGAGCUGCAGCGGCGUGCGCGGCGCACAGGGCUGGGCUUGCCUGCUUCUGCAGGUUGCGGCAUCUGCAAGCAACAGCAACAAUAGCAGUAGCAGCGGUGCAGGGGUGCUCAUCAGGGGAAGUAGUUUCGCCGAUAGCCGGGUGGUGCCCUCGCCUAGCGAUAGCAGCAGCAGCAGCGCCGGCAGUAGCAGCGGCAGUGGCCAUGGCAGUGCAGCCGGCAUCACGGAUGCACUGCUCAGCUGCAAUGUGGAGGACCCCGCGCCGCGACACGGAUUCGGGGCAGUGGUGGUCGCGUUUGUGGCGCUGCAGCAGCAGGGGGAGGGGGCAGCGCAGGGAGGGGCAGCACAGGAGGUCGUGGUCGAGGGCAGUAGUUUUAUAGGCAACAACGGGGGCUGCGGCGCCGGCCUGGCUGUGAUAGAUGCGGCGGGGGUGCGGCUCCUGCUCAUCAACACCACUGCGGCCCGCAACGUAGCAGCUGGGGACGGAGGCGGGCUGCUCCUCCGCGGCCUGAUCUCAGCCGAGGUAGAGGCCGCAGCCCAGGCGGCCGCCGCAGCCAUGGCUACUGCAUCUGACCUGCAGCCUAUUGUCCACCAGGACGCAGCAGCUGCCCUAACCGCUGCUGCAGCCAAUGCUACAGCCGCGGCUGCUGCUGCCGCCCACGGGGUGGGGCUUGUGCUGGCAUGUGGGUCGGAGCUGGCGGGCAAUGCCGCAGCCACCUCAGGCGGCGGCGCGGCGGUGAGCGGCAUGCUACUUUCCGGGGUGGAGCUGGGAGGCGGCAGCGCGGCCCGACAUAACGUCGCAGGGGAUGCCGGCGGCGCCAUCCACGUCCGUGCCUACUACGCAAUCACCGGCAGCGUCGCCAUCAGCGGCCCCGAUAGCAGCAGCGGCGGCGCGGCGGCGGCGCAGGAGGCUGGUGAUGGCGGUGACGGUGACGGCUGCGGCGGCGCUCAGCUGUGUGGUAAUGCGGCCGGCGGGGCGGGCGGGGCGCUGCGUGUCGAGGCCUGGGCGGGCGGCGUGCAGGACGUGGUGCUGGGCGGCGGCGCCCUGGCGGUGCGGAACAACUCGGCCGGCAGUGCUGGAGGAGCGCUGUCCGUGCUGGUGUACGGGUCGUUGCAGCGCGUCGCCAUCGGUGGCAACAGCAACAACAGGAGUAGCAACAGCAGCGGCAUUGGAAGCAGUAGCAGUACUGCUACUAGCAGUGCGUCUGAAACCACCGGCGCAGCUGAGGCAGUAACGCUGCUUGAAUCGAACACCGUGCUUGACGGGGACGGCGGGGCGGUCCACGUGGCGGUGUUGGGCACCGGCGGCGCCGCUGGACUGCUGCGAGAGCUGGUCGUGGGCGGUGGCGCCGCACUGCAGGGCAAUGUCGCGAAUAACGGGGGCAGUGGCGGCAACGGAGGCGCGAUUGCAGUGGUGCUGGAGGAUGGGGCCGUCGGCGCCGUCAGCCUCGGGGAGGGGGCCGUGAUGGCCGGGAAUCGCGCCGCCGGUGGCAACGGGGGUUUCCUGUACGUCAGCGCUGCCGCGGGCGUUACGAGCGUUACCGUCAGUGGCGGCGCCAGGGUCGUCGGGAACAGGGCGGAGGCGGGUGCCGGCGGCAGUGACAGCGGCAUCGAUGCUGGCGGGGACGGCGGCGGCGUGUACGUGUCUUCGUCAGCAGGCGAUGUGGGCUUGUUCAAUGUGGACGGCGGCGCGAGGCUGGAGGGGAACACGGCCGCUGGGCAGUCCAGUGGCGGCGAGGCUAGCGGCAGCGGUGGCGCAAUCUUUGCCGCAGCUAGCGGCGGCGGCGUGGUCGCCGGCUUCCGGCUGUGCGGCAAUGGCACCGCCGUCCUCGGGAAUAACGCAUCGCUGUCGGGUGGCGGCGUCCAUUUGAUGCAGCGGUCCAACGCCGCCGCCGGUAGUGGCCGCAUCAUAGCGCCGCUGCAGGUCCUGCUGUGCGACUUCGCCGUCGCCGCCAACAACACAGCCUCACCUUCCGCCGCCUCCACCGGCGCCGCCGGGCCCUCCGCCGCCAACGGCGGGUUCAUGUACGCCUUCGCCAACGACCACAACGUCUCCAUCAGCAUCACGAACGGCGCCGCCGUCGCCGGGAACCGCGCAGACACUAGCGGCGGCGGGCUGCACGUGACCGGCGGCAGCAUCGCCGCUGUGGUUGCGUACGACGGCAGCCUCACAAACAACACGGCGGGCGAGGACUCGGGCGGCGGCGCCUACCUCAGCGCCAGGCAGGAUCUGGCGCUGCUGGCGUUGAGGAACGGCGCCGUGGUGGCGGGGAACGUGGCGGGCGGCGGCGGAGCGGGGGGUGGCGUGUACGCGUUCGUGACCGGCACGGGCGGCGUCACAAAGCUGGAGGUGGACUGCGGCUCGCGGCUGGAGGGCAACCGGGCUGGCGGUUCUGGAGGGGGCUUCUUUGUGCAGGCGGCGUCCGGCAGCAUCAAGUCCGUCCGCAUCACCAGCGGCAGUAGCCUGGCGGGCAACGCCGCAGUCGGCGGCGACGGAGCCGGAGACGGAGGCGCGCUGUACCUCCGCUCCGACGGCGGCGACAUCACACAGCUGUCCUUCGACGGCGCCGCCAGCCUGCACGAUAACGCCGCCGUCGCUGGUGCCGGGAUUGCCGCCGUCGCCGCCGGCGGCGCCGUUAGCGUCGACGUCAGCGGCGGCAGCCGCUGGAUGCGCAACACCGCGAGUGGCGGGGAUGGAGGAGCGCUGCAAGUGGUCACGCGGCGUGAUGCGGACCUGGCGGCGGCGGCCGUCAGCCGGGUGCGCAUUGGCGGCGGCGCGGUCGUCAGCGACAACAGCGCCUCCGGCAAUGGCGGCGCCAUCGCGGUCUCGGGCUACGCCGAGCUCUACAUGGGCGGCGGCGCGGCGUUCACGGGCAACACCGCUGGGGGCGACGGCGGACUCGCCGCUGCAGACUCGCUGCCGCCGCUGCUGACUGUGGAGGGCGGGGCGGUGCUGGCUGGCAACAGGGCACUGCGGGGCUCGGGAGGCGCGCUAUCCUUCACUGCGGCCUCCGCGACCCGCGUCGGUGGAGCUGCCGGCAGCAGGUGCGGCGCCUGCGCGCUGUACCAGCCCGCGGCCGGGCGGCGCCUGUCCGACCUCCGCCUGACCAACUGCUCCGUAGCCAAUAACACAGCCCGUGUUGACGGCGGCGCCAUCCGCGCCUCUCCUGGCGAGAGCUGCUGCGACGCCGCCGUCACGCUGCGCCUCGCGGGCGUGCAGCUUGCUGGAAACCAUGCGGAUGGACCCGGCGGCGCCAUCGCUGUUGCGAACCCCGCCGGCGCGCCCGGCGCCGCCGUGAGCGUGUUGGUGGAGCUGGACCGCUGCCGCCUGACCGGCAACAGCGCCGGUGUGGCGGACGGCGUCUACACGGGAAGUGGCGCCGGCGCCGGCGGGGCGGUAUUCAUGUGGUACCAGCCCGGCACUGCUAGCGCGUUGGUUGGCCCGGCUGCGGCCGGGAACACCAGCAGUGGCGGCAGCGGCAGCUAUGAGCCGGACAGGGCGGCAGCGUGCUUGCUGCGCGCAGUUGACUCUGUGUUUGACUCCAAUAAGUGUGAGGGCGGCCACGGCGGCGCACUGGCGCUGAUGGCCUGCGCAGUUGAGCUGGAUGGCUGUAGCAUGAGCUCAAAUGCCGCCGCGCUUAGCGGAGGGGCUGUAGCAGCGCUGCAGUCCGGCCGCAGCAGCGCCGUUGCGCGGCUGGCGGCGGCUGGCGGCGGGCCGCUGACGGCGACGUCCAUUGGCGUAGACUCGGGAUUGACCGGCGCGAGCGCGGAUGGGAUUGCAACAGCGGUGGCGGCGGCGCCCUUGGGGCACCACCAUCGUCGCCGGCGGUUGAGUCAGGAUGACGCCAGCGCAAGCAGCGGCGCUGACGAGGACACGCUUGGUGACGAGCCGGUGGAACCGCCCUUGGUGUCUCCACCCCCGCCAUUGUUCCCACCGCCGUCAGUCCCCGCCGUUAUCAGCAACGGCAGUAGCAGUGGCGCUGGGGGCACGUCGCCGCUGCCGUCCUGGUCUGCCGCGGUGGAUCCAAGCUGCGUGGUGUCGCGGUGGCGGGCGCUGGUGCGCAACUGCACCUUCCGGGGCAACACCGCGCAGCUCGAGUUCGGCGGCGCGCUGUACGCCGAGGCCGCAACCGCCGGUCAGAUCCUGUUGUACGGCAGCACACUGGAAGCCAACAAGGCAUCCAUCCAUGGCGCCGCCGCCUUCAUUGCGACUCAGGGCCGCUGCAGCGGCGCGGCGGCCAUUGACCUGACUGCCUCAGCAAACACGGCGUCAUUCGGAAGUGCCGGCGGCGUGUACGUGCUCGUGGGGCAGGCCGGCGCACGCGCCACCCUGCGGCGAGUGAACCUCACCGGCAACACCGCCGGCACGGGGGGAGGCGGAGGCGCGGUCGUGGACGUCCGCGUGGGCGGCGUGGCCUGGGUGGAGGGCCUGGUCGCGACCGGGAACAAGGCCAGCGGCGGGCUGGGUGGCGGGCUGCAGCUGCUCGGCGCUGGCACCUCACUCGGCAGUAGCAGUAGCAGCAGCGGCGGUGGCGCAGAGCUGCAGCUGUGGGGCAGCCGCCUGGAGGGCAACACGGCAGCAGAGGGGGGAGGGGGCUUGGCGGCGUCGGCAGGCUGCGGCGCGGUGCUGGUGGUGCGCGACUCGGCGCUGACGGCGAACCGCGCGGGGGGUGCUGCCGGCAGCGGCGCCGUGGGCGAUGGCGGCGGGCUGCACCUCACCUACCGCGACGCCAAUGGUGCUGCUGGUGGCGCUGCUGCUGGUGAUGCUGCUGCUGGUGGUGGUGCUGCUGCCGCCGCCGCGGCGGGCACGGUGCGGCGCCUGACGGCCAUGUCCUGUGCGGACGGCGCCGCCGCCAGUGUGUACGGACUGGAGCUGCGCGGGAACAGCGCUGCGGGCCGGGGCGCCGGGGCCUACGUGACGCCGGGCAGUGCCGCCGUCGUGCAGCGGUUGGUUGUUUCCGCCAAUGCGGCGGCGCUGGCUGGCGGCGGGCUGGCGGCGGUUAACUGCUCGUACCUGGCAGUUAGCGACGUGGCGGUGGAGGGCAACAGCGGUGGGGGCGUGUAUGUCGACGGCUGUGCGCGGCUGCUGCUGCAGUCAGCCAACGUGAGUGGCAAUGCGGCCGGCGUGGCCAGUGCCAGCAAUGCGGCCGGCGGUGGGCUCUUCAUUGGUGGCGGGCAAGGCACUGGCAGCACCAGUGUCGGCAUCAGCGGUGGGGCUGCUGCAGACGUCCUUGGCUUCAGCACCGCGGUGUUGCACCGCGUGCUGGUCUGGAACAACACCGCCCGCAGCAUCGCCAGCGGCAGUAGCAGCGACAGCAGCAGUAGCAGCAGCAGCAGCAGCAGCAGUAGCGGCUCAGCAGCAGCUGCCUCCCUGGGCGCGGGCGGCGCGGUGUUUGCUGCCGGCCAGGUGGCGGUGGCUCUGAGUCAGUGUGACCUGGCACGUGGCAAUGCCGCCGUACUGGGCUCCUCGCUGGCGACCACACAGACCUGCGCCGCCGCCUCGCGGCCCCCUGCGGCUGCUGGUGUGCGGGCGUUACUGGCGCCGAACGCGACAGCCGCCAGCGCCCACCCGGGCGUGCUGCAACCAUGGGCGGUGGCAUGGGCGUGGCUCGACCUUGCGGCGCAGCAGGACUGCUGGGCGCUGGUGCUGAGCGACACCAUUCUGCCUAGGAGCGGCAGCAUCAGCAGUGGGGCUGCUAGCAGCGAUAACACCAUUGCUGGUAAUGCCGUGGACGGCAGUAGCACGGGUGUGGCGCAGCAGCAGCCGCUGUGGUUGUCGGACCAGACGGCGGCGGUGCUACAGCCACGCUGCUCGUCAGACGCGGGCGCUCUGGUUGGGCUGAGCGGGGAGGAGGCGGCAGCCAAUGCGAGGACGACUCCCGGCUCAGCAGUGGGUGGCAUUCGCACAGCGGUGCAACGGCUGCUACAAGCCGCCAACGCGUCUGCUUUCGCAACGGUGGCCUCCCCGCCGCCGCCCUUUCCACCAGUUCCGCCACCGCCCGCUCCAGGCCUGGGCCCUGGCGACCCGACCGGCGGCAGUAGCAACACCAGCAGCGACACCAGCAGCAACAACAGCAGCAGUGGCAGCAGCACUGGCAGUAGCAGUGGCAGUAGCAGCUGGCUUGGCUCGCGCUACAGCUCGUUGAUGUCCUCGCUGGCGGCGUGCUGGGACGGCCCCGCGCUCUCGCCUGUGGAGCGCCAGCAGGCGGCGGCGGCGCUGGCCAGCAGCGGCGGGUACCUGGGCCUGCCGCCCACCCGCCUGGGGCUGCUGCCCAACGUGGGCUUGGCAGCCGCCGAGCUUGAGAGGCUCGGCUUUAGCAGUGGCGGCAGUAGCAAUGGCGUCAGCGGCAGUGGCAGCAGCAGUGGGGCGCAGCCGCAGGCGUGGGGCUCGCUGACGUUGCGGCUGCGCCCGGGCGAGUCGUUCGAUGUGGCGGUGCGCUUGUAUGACAGGUUCGGGCAGCCCGUCACCAGCGACGCCUCAGCCUCAACUGUUACGCUGGAGCUGGUCCCGCAGCCGCCCGGCGGCGGCACCUUCAGUGCCGCAGCUGCAGCGGCUGUAGCAGCGGCCGGGCUAAACGGCAGUAGCAGCGACAAUAGCAGGCCCUGGCUGAACGCGUCCAUUGCGUUCCUGGACCCGGGCGUCAACAAGAGCCUUAUCGCGCCCGUGGCGGCUGGUGUGGCCAGCUGGCGGCGUGUCACUGCCAGCGGCUGGCCCGGCGCCUACCUGCUCACCUUCACGCUGACGUCACCUGGCGGCCGCGGCUCCAGCGUCUCAGGCCAGGAGGAGCAGCAGCAGGUGCCGCCGCUGGCGGUGGCGACGCAGCUGCUGCCGUGCGCGCAGGGCCAGACGCUCGACCUGUCCCUGGCGGAGAAGGAGGCGGCGCCCGCCUGGACCUCAUGCGCGGCCUGCGGCACAAACCAGUACGGCCUGUGGGAGGAUGUACGGCCCAGCAUCACCGCGAAUGUGUACGACAUUCCGCAGUACCUGCGCGCGAUGCGGGACGCGGCGCGUGAGGCGCGGGACGGGCCGGCCGCGUGCCUGACUUGCCCGGCGGGUGGCGUGUGCCCCGGCGGCGCGGCGCUGGUGCCGGAGGAGGGCCGCUGGCACAGUGCACCAAACUCGACCCAGAUUCACGACUGUCCAAACCGGGCUGCAUGCGGCGGGACCAGCAGCGGCGGUGGCUCGAGCAGCUCCAGCAACUUCUGGGGCAGCAGCUCAGUGCUGCUUAGCACAGGCAGUAGCAGCAGCAGUGGCAGUAGCGACAGCGUUGCAGUCGGGAUGCCUGUGUCCGGGCUGGGCGCCCGCACCCUGCACCUCAUCCGGUGCCAGCAGGCCUGGUACAAUUCCUGGCCUGCGGGUUCGUCCGUCCGCCGUGCCUACUUCCUCUCAUCCGCCAACGCCGCGAGUACCACUGGCGUAACCGGCACGUCGGCGGAGGGCUCGGCGGCUCCAACGGCACUGCCAGCGUCGGCACCGGCACCGUCAGGCGCGGCGGUGCCGGCCGCGGUGUCCGAGGCCUGCCUGCUGUGGGGGCUGCCGGCCAGCCACCCCGACGGCUACAUGCAGCAGCUGUGUGCGCCCGGCUACACCGGCAACCUGUGCGCAGCCUGCGUCUCCGGCUUCUACAUAGACACGGACUUCAACUGCAACCCGUGCCCGCCUCUGGGUCAGACGCUGGGUCUGGGGCUGCUGGCGUUCGCAGGCAGCGUGAUCCUUGUGCUCUUUACCGCCGUGGCAAACUUUGCCGAGGGCUUUGCGGAGGACGCGGAGGAGGAGGCCAUGAACGCUAGUGUCAAGCUGGGAGCAGAGCUCAAGAUCAGCGAAGAGGAAGAAGAGGAGGAGGAGGAGGUCGAGGAGGAUGUGGACGGGAAGCAGGAUCGGCCGCAAGGUGCGGGUGCUGCGGACUUUCAGAGGCCCCCGCCCAACUUUGGUAUGAGGAUACCGUCGCCUGCUGGUCUGGGGGCGGCUGGAGCAGGGGCUCCUGGCAUGAGAAGGAGGCUGCCCGGCUCGGCCUCGGCAGCAGGCCACAACGGCACAGGCGGCGCGUGGGGUGGCAGCACCGGGCCGGGUCCUGUCGGGGAGGGUAGCGAGGACGGCGAGGGAGGCGCGGCCGCACAGAUGGAGGUGCCGCCGCCUCCAGCCGAAGGCUUCCCGGUUGGCCCGCCGCACAGCCCGCUGCUCAGAGUGCACACGCGCAAGCAGCAGCAGCAGCAGCAGCUGCUGCCGCCUCCGCACCUGCACCUGCCGCCGCUGCCUGCCAGUCCGCCGUCGCCCUCCUCCGCCGCCAGCACGCCGCCGCGGCGGUCCGCACAGCUGCGGCGGCAGCAGCUGCUGCGCGCCGGCACCAGCAGUGUGCGGCGGCGGCCCAAGCGGUACCAUGCAGACCUGGGCGACAUUGUCAAGGUCAUCGUCUUGCACCUGCAGUACUUUGUGAUUGUGACCCGGCUGGACGUGGACUACCCGCACAUCAUUCCGCGGGUGCAGGCUGUGUUCGGCGCCAUCACGGGCGCGGAGGUGUUCCUGGUCUACUCGCCCUCCUGCCUGAGGCCGCAGCAGGGCAGCGCGGGCCAGGCGCGGCUGCAGCUGCUGGCGGGCCUCGCCACGCCCUGCGCCGUGCUGCUGGCGGCGCUGGGGCUGUGGGUCACCAGGUACCUGAUCAAGCACCCGCCCACCAAGGACGACAUACGGGCGUGGACCAACGCGCGCCUCGCGGCGCUGCGCCGCGCCUGCUCCGGCUCCUUCCCACCCUUUCAACGGUCCGGCGGCCCUGGCGAGCAGCACGUGUACGAUGACGCGGACCUGCAACGCUUGUCUCCCGGCGGCGGCGGUGGCGGCUUGUUAUCGUACCCGAGCGGCGGUAGCAGCUUCUACUACGGCUUGCCCCUGCAGCUGCAGCAGAUCUCUCGGCCGCGGUCCGGCAGCCGAGCUGCAGGUGCUGCGGCAGCAGCACCGCGGCCGCUGGCGCCGACUGACCAGCUGCUGCCCAUCCCGCUGCAGCCGUCGCACCGGGCCGCGCUCGGCCGCGGCGGUAGCUUGGGCCUGCGCAGCGCCUUCCGUGAUGUGCAGGUCGUCAACCUGGACCUAGAGUCCGCUGAGGACUUCCCACAGCCCACGGGCACAUCCGGCACAGAAGCCGCCAGCGCAGUUGGGCCAGCGGGCACAGCGGCGACGGCCGCCACAGCUGCGGCGGCCGACGCGUCCGCCGUUGCUGCAGCCGCGGGGCGGCUACUGUCCGUGCGUGUUGGGAGCGGUCGGGGUGCGCCACCCGCUUUGGGCUCUGGCGUUGCCUAUGCACACCGGACAUCAGGUCAGCUACAGCCGCGGCCCUCGGCCACACGGCAGCAGCUGCGCCAACAGCGCUCAGGCUCAAUCCGGGCCGCAGGACUGUCAAACACGGCUGCGAAGGGCCGGAGGUCCGCCGACGGGCGCAGCAGCGACGGCUCGCGAACGGGCGCGCCCGCAGCUGCACCAGCCGCGCCGGCAGUAGCACCCAUUGACGAGCUGUCGCCCUUCACACACGGCGGCGCACAGGCCCGCGCGGCCCUGCUGGCUGAGAGCUGCCCUGACACGCCCCACGCCGUGCGCCUGGCCUCUGGCCUAGCAGCCAACUUCCUGGACUUCUGUUCCAGCAGCAGCCUGGAGCACCUGGUCACAGGCAGCCGGCCCUCUGCCAGGAGCACCGCCGCCGCCAUGGCAGAUGGAGCACCAAACGAGAGGGCCGCAGCAGCGCUCGCCGCACCGGGCGCCGGCAGCGCGACUGGCGCUACUGGCGGCAGCCAGCGCGGCGACGCCGCCGCUGCAGAGGCGGUGGCGGGCGGUGGCUGUGCGCUGGUCAGGGGCUGGGAUGUGGAGUUGGUGCCGGCGGACUCGCCCGGAGAAGAGGACGCCGCCGGGGUGUCAGCUGGCGUGGGGCAGGGCGUGGGUACGGGCGGCGUGCUGGCGGGAGCACUGCGGCGAGUCAGCCGGCCGCUGUGGCGGCGCACGCGCCAGCGGCAGCUGCGGCUGCAGCAGCAACAGCAGCAGCAGCAGGCCUUGCAGGAGGCGGGUGCGGUGGAUGCGCUGGAGUGGGAGGACGCGGGUGCCGCGGCGGCAGCGGCAGCGGGCGCAGGCGGCCCGGAGUGCAUUGACGGCGCCCUUGUCACGUGCCCUCCGUCCCGAGCCCAGCUGUCCAAGCAGCCCCAGGUGACCCAAGUGCCGCAGAAGCGCUGGCAGCCGCACCACCGCGAUGGGCAGCAGGGGCUGCUGGCAGGCGACGUCGUAGACCACGGGCCCUUCGCGGCCGCGGCCGCCGUCACCGGCACCUACUCCCGCACCGCGUCAGGCAUCAGCGCUGUGGAGCCGGUGGGCGCUGCCGCCACCACCACUGACACCGCCCAGCUGAGCGACGAGGCGGACGACGGAGGCCAUCUGGGCGUUGGAGGGGGCGGCGCGGCCGCAUCACAGCCCGCGCCUGCGGCUCUGUUGGAGGUGGCUUUGCUGGGUGAGCCGGGCGAGGAGGACCACUCUGGGCUGGAUGAGGCGGCAGUGGGGGCCCAGGUGGCGCCGCCGCGGCUCGGGAGUCAAGUGGGGUCGCCGCAGUGGCAGUCGCUGUCGGCGGCGCCGUCGUCGCAGCGGCCAUCAUUGCCGCUGAGCCUCGCGAGCCGGCCGUCGGUGACCAUCACAACGCCCCAACCCGCGGCACAGCGCACGAGUGCCGAGCUGAUCGGCUCAUCUCAUUCGGGGAAGCCGCUCCGAGGCAUUCUCAAGGCCGGCCGCGACAGCGGCACCCUUGGCAGCUGCAGCGUGGCGGCUGUGCCACCCCGGCACCGGCCCGGCCUACUGCCUAACGCAUCCUCCGCCACCGGCCCUGACAACCUCCAGUUGGGCCUCGCCUGCGCACGCGGCAGGAGUGACACGCAACCGCCCGCGCCCACGCUGGGACUGGCGCCGUCGCUGCCCUCCGCCGCCUCGCUCUCCGGCGUCGGCGCCACCGCCCACAGCGCCGCUGCCCCACCUGGUCUGCCCCUCCGCACGGUUGUCAGCCACACGCUCCGCACACAGCCCUCCCGCCUCAGCCGCACGCCGCAGCGUCUGCAGCCUGCCUCAUCGUCACGGCUACCGCCGCAGCCCUCACACCCGCGGCCGCAGCGCGCAAGCGCAAGCGCGCUGCUUGGCGCCCGCGGCAGCACCGGCACCGACGGUGGCGGCACCAGCAGCGGUGGCGGUGGGGGCGGCGCACUGCUGCCGCUGCAGCACUCCAUAUCCGCAUCACGGAUUCGCGGCUCCCGUUCUUCGCGGGCCUCUCUGAGUGAGGCGCUAAGCACGCUCAACAAGCUGAGGUCCCGCGCCUUCUCUGCGAUCGAGCCGCGCCUCACCGGCCGCGCCACACUCAAGCGGGUGGACCAGCAGCUGACGCUGGUGGCGCAGCUGGGUAUCGUGUUCUUCGCAGCCGUGUUCAUCCUGUACCCAGCAUGGGCACACACAGCUCUGUCGGUCUUCGCCUGCUACGAAAUCGACGACGGGACCGGCCCUUUCCCUGAGGCGCAGCAGGCUGCCGGGUCGUACUGGGUGCGCGACAUGAAGCAGGCCUGCUACUCCGGCACCCACCUGUCGCUGUACGUGCCGCUGGGGGUGGCGGCGGUGGCUGUGUUCUGCGCGGGGCCGCCCGCAGCAGCCUUCUUCUUCGUGUGGCGCAUCCGACACCGCCUGGAGGAGGAGCACAUACAGCGCAUGUUCGGCUUCCUCUACAAACGUUACAAGCCGCGCUUCAUCUGGUGGGAGAGCAUGCUGAUGCUGGAGACGCUGGCGCUGGUGGCCGUCGAGGUCCUGGGCCGCAGCCUGAUUGUGUCGUACCAGGCGCUGCUGCUGCUGGCUGUGUUCAUAAUGAUCGCGGCCGUCAACAUCUCCUGUUCGCCGCUGCGGGCCCGCAUCCUAGUCAUGAUGGAGUUCAUGUCGCUGGCCACGCUCAGCCUGACCAUCACCCUCAGCCUCUAUUUCUCUGUGGAGCAGGGGCUGCAGCCCAGUGCCCAGACUGCGGUGGCUGUGCUCAUCAUCCUGCUCAACGUGGGCCUGCUGGCCUUCUUCACUGCCGUCGUCACGCGCAAGGCCUGGGGCGGCGUGGAGGCCUGGGCGGCGCCCCGCAUGCGCGCCGCCGGCGGCUGGGUGGCUGCGCGGUGCUGGACACCCGCCGCCGAUGGUGGCGGUAAAGGUGGAGGUGGAGGUGGAGGUGGAGGUGGCGGUGCAGGUGCAGGUGGAGGUGGGGGUGGCUGCGCCCCCUGCUGGCGGGCUGCGCCCCUCGACGCCGGAGCGCAGCAGCACCAGCAGACGCAGCUGCACCUGUACCCGGGAGGAGCGCCGCCCCCUCCGCCAGCGCUGCUGCCGCCGCUUGGACUCUGGGCGCGGCUGUUGCCGGGGAGCUCGGGUGGCCUUCGCCGGGGCAGUGUGACAGCCGCUGGAGAUGACGCCGGUGCUGCUGGUGCUGCAGGGAGGGUCAGCAAUGCGAGGGUCAGCGACGAGGGCAAGUUUGGUGGCAGGGCCAGUGACGGCAGGACCCCCGGCGACACGGGCGAUGGAAAGGACAGCUGCGGCAGCUGCGAAUCUGCGGCAGCCAGGCGUGGUAGCGGCAAUGCUGCCUCUGAUGCUGGUGCUGGUGCUGCUCGUGCGACGAGCGCAGCGGACGCUGUCAAGGCAAUGGUAGUCUUUUGCGGCGGCGGCGGCAGCGGCGGCGGCGGGGUGCCGGGGUCCGGGGUGGAUGACGCACUCGUCAUCUCCCUCUACGGAAUGGCAGCACCUGGCCGCGUAGCUGCUGAGGCCCCGGCCAGUGUCGCGGCCACAGCCCCUGCUACAGCCGCCGCCAACAACACGCCUGCCGCAGCCAUGGCUGUGCCGAGGGCUGCGGCCAGCGCGGCUGCUGCGAGGAGCAGAGAUGCGCCGUCGCCCUCCCCCGCAUCCGCUCGCGUAACAGAGACAGGCGACGUCAAUCUGACGUUUAUGGACACGACAGAGCCUGCUGCUGCUGCCGCCGCUGCAGUCAGUGUCGGUACCUCCUCCUACCCAAGUCUUGGGCCCAACCCUGAUGCGGCAAUGGCCAUGUCUGCACGGUCGGCACCGGCAGCUGCCCGACCUGCACCGCCACCGCCGCCGCUGGCGGGUGUGGCGCUUGGAAGCGACGAGGAAGAGGACGAUGAUGACGGCGCGGGCCACAGCCCGGGCGACAAUGACGUGGAUGCGAGGGGCAGACCGCAGCUGCAUGUGGAGAGCUGGGAGGAGGACAAUGCGGAACCGGCACUGCCGCUGCUGCCGCUGUACGCCACUGUACAGAUCUUGAACGGCCGCCACACCCGCAGCGGCAGCGCCCGCAGCCAUGUGGUGAGCAGGAGCUUGUCGGGCUGCUCGCUGUCGAGCCACGUGUCCUCGCUGUCAGCGGUGAGCGAGGGCGCACUGGAUGACGCGGGGUACGGGGGUGCUGGCGGCAACGGGGGAGAGAAGAACGACGUGGCGCCUGCCGCCAGCAGUGCAGCGGCAGCAGCACACGCAGUGGGCGGUUUCAAGGGCACCGGCACCAGCAGCGGCAGCCGGGCACGCGGCGGCGCCUCGGCCGCUGGAGGGAUGGGCGUGGGCAAAGCAACCGCCACAACGGCACCAGCUGCGCACGAGUCGGCGCCGGCACAGUCGGCAGCCGCCGCAUACGCCGCUGAUGCCGACGCCGCCGCGCACGGUCGCACACGUGCCGCGGAACUAGUUUGGCACCAGAACCUGGCGGCGGCACUGGAGUCGGGCGGCGGCGUGACUGCGGACGAUGCGCUGACGACGAGCACUGUGCUGUCGGAACAGGAUGUAAGCCAGGCUGUGGAGGAGGGUGAGGGAAGGAAUGGUAGGCAAAUCAGCAAUGCAUCCUAGCCCCCGCUGGAGCAGCACCAGCGCAGACGCAAGAGAUUUAGAUGGCGGUGAGGGCAGCAAGCUUUUUGGCAGGGUGGAGGUUCGGCUUACUUGACUUGGUGGUCCGGCUUGGUUGAGCACCGAGUAGUUAUGAUGUACUUUGCGUAAGCGUCUUGUGACCACAUGAUAACGUCUGUCUGCCAGGAGGAGUCAGGCGGGAGCAGUCUGCUGUCCAUGCUUGUAACACCUGACUCUG